Messenger RNA from Moesziomyces aphidis, 2082 nucleotides. The record is from the annotation of a GenBank genome assembly. Lineage: Eukaryota; Fungi; Basidiomycota; Ustilaginomycetes; Ustilaginales; Ustilaginaceae.
AUGGCUCGUCCUCGCCCGCGCUCCGGCUCGUCGGCCGCUGCACCUGCACAGAGCCUCGAGAGCCUGGAGCAGGAGGCGCUGGAGCUGCUGGGCCAGCGCAAGCGGCGCCAACGCGUGCGCUACAGCUGCACCGAGUGCCAUCGACGCAAACACAAGUGCGAUCGCGAAACGCCGUGCUCCAAGUGCAUCGAGCGCGGGGUGGCCGACGCAUGCACACCGCACGAUGGCAGCGCACAGGACGCUCACGACCGCGUCCGACAGCUCGAAACGGUCCUCUCGCGGCUCGUACACGCAACGCGCAGCACUGGUGGAUCGUCUUCGCCGCGCGCUGGAUCGAGUGCAUUGGGCACACCGGACGCAUCGCAGGCGGGCACACCGAGACGAAAGAGCAAUCCCGGCGUGGCGACGGCGGCGUCGCUUCCGUUUCGCGCACAGGUGGGGUCGGAGCUCAUCGAGUUCUCGUCGUCCAACCACGGCUAUCCGCCUUCGGCGCACUAUGAGCGGCUGGUGCGCGAGGGCAGCAUCGAGAAGGACGCGAUCCGAAUCCUGGCGUCCGACCUGCCCUCGCUCGACGAUACCAACGCGCUCCUCGACGUCUUCUUUCGCGACAUCAAUCCGCUCAUGUUUCCCUUUGACGAGAUGUGGUUUCGCGAGGCAGUCCAUUCGGCCGCCGAUAUCAUCUGGGGCGACCCGAGUACGACGUAUGGUCAGGAUGGCCCCAACCAUUUGUCGGUGAUUGCGCUGCUGUACGGCGUGCUGGCACUGACGUAUUUGGCGCAGCCGCUGCAGAUGGGCAGCGAAGCACGCGGGGCGGAGAGGGCGGCAAGGAUGGCUUGGAGGUGCAGGGAGGUACAUGCGCUCGCGCAGAGUAUACAGUGCCACGAUGCGUUCGUCGUGCUGAGCUACGUGCUGCUCGCCAGGUAUCUGAUCCUGCAGAGACAGGCGCGCGAGAGCUGGCUGGUGCUCGGCCAUGCAGUGCGCCAAGCCCAGGUGCUGGGGUUGCACCGUAUGGGAAAGGCGGAGGAGGAGGAGGCGAGAGAGGCGGCGAUGCGAAGGGUGAUCUGGAUGCAUCUGUUCUUCGAAGACCGAUUCUCGAGUCUGAUUGUGGGGCAGGCGCCGCUGAUCAACGAGGCGUUUUGCAAUACCCAGCCGCCGCUAUCAAAGACGAUGGAUACGGACCGGGAGCAGUUGGAUCUUGCACAGGUGGUGCGGGUGCGGCACGAGCUCAGUCGCAUUGUGGGGGAGGCGCUCGAGCUCUUCCUCUCGGACGAGCGCGAGAUGUGCUACGAGGCAGUGCUGCGGCUCGACCAUCAACUGGAGCUCUUCCGAGACGCGCUUCCGAGCCCAUACCGCACCGACUCGUGCAUCGACAAUGCCGACGGUGCGCAGAGACAUGUGGCACUGCACAGAUUCGUGCUGCACAUCAGCCUGUACUAUGUGGUGAUCUCGGUGCAUCUGCCCUACUUGCGGCACGGCGGGGGGGAUGCGGCAUUCGAGCGCUCGAGACAGGUGGCGAUGGAGGCGGCGGUGGGCGACCAUGCUGCGCGCGUGCGUCUGCGCGACGAGCUCGAGUGGCCCGCCCACAUGGCAAGGGACGCCUUUGUCGGCGGCAGGUUCUUUUACUUUCACGCGACGUCGACACUGGGGAUAUGCCUGCUGUCUGAGCCGGACGAGCGCAAGGUAAGGGAGAUGCUGCCGCUGCUGGACGAGUUCUUGCAGUUUGCCAGGGAGCAUCAGAGACAGACGGGCGUGGAUCCGGACCGGUGCAUCCGCCAGGAGAUCAGCAUCGUCAGUUUGAUUCGCUCCCGCGUCCUGCGCAGGGCCGAGAGUCGCUCCACUGCAACGCCACACAAAGGUGGCGGGGCCGCAAGCGGCCCGAGUGUAGUAACGGGCGGCUUGGCGCAGGAACAGCACGAGGUGCAGCAGACGACAGCCGAGGGUGCAGCUUGGCCGGCGGGGAUGGUGGAGCUGGGCCAGCCGUCUGCCGGCGCCGAUGUGUACGACUGGUGGACAUGGCUCGUCUCGAGUCUCAGCCCAUCCGACCUCCCGUCUCUCGUCGAUCCACACGCUCGCACAAACUAG